AUGGUAUAUGGGGUAUGGGCAUUUGGCAUGGGGCAUUGGGCAUGGGGCAUUGGGCAUGGGGCAUUGGGCAUUGGCCAUGGGGCAUUGGGCAUGGGGCAUUGGCCAUGGGGCAUUGGGCAUGGGGCAUUGGCCAUGGGCCACUGGGCAUGGGCCAUUGGGCAUGGGCCAUUGGGCAUGGGGCAUUGGGCAUGGGCCAUUGGGCAUGGGCCAUUGGGCAUGGGCCAUUGGACAUGGGCCAUUGGGCAUGGGCCAUUGGGCAUGGGCCAUUGGGCAUGGGCCAUUGGGCAUGGGCCAAUGGGCAUGGGCCAUUGGGCAUGGGCCAUUGGGCAUGGGCCAUUGGGCAUGGGCCAUUGGGCAUGGGCCAUUGGGCAUGGGCCAUUGGGCAUGGGCCAUUGGGCAUGGGCCAUUGGGCAUGGGCCAUUGGGCAUGGGCCAUUGGGCAUGGGCCAUUGGGCAUGGGCCAUUGGGCAUGGGCCAUUGGGCAUGGGCCAUUGGGCAUGGGCCAUUGGGCAUGGGCCAUUGGGCAUGGGCCAUUGGGCAUGACGCGCGCCCCAGUCACCCUCUCCUGUCCCCUGCCCACGCAUUCUUCUGA
Closterium sp. NIES-65 is the source of this 591-nucleotide messenger RNA. The record is from the annotation of a GenBank genome assembly. NCBI's taxonomy places the organism in Eukaryota, Viridiplantae, Streptophyta, Zygnematophyceae, Desmidiales, Closteriaceae.